UCUAAUUUAUGUUAAUGUCAUUGUCACUCUGACAUCAGCCCAUUUGGUAUAUUAAAAUUUUGAAUUUGAAGUUGCCACUGCAGCGUUAAAAGGGUUUAUAAACAUAAAAAUAUUAUAAAUAUGAGUACACCGAGUAAGCGAAAAGAAAAUAUGGACGAUAAACAAAAUAGUAAAAGGCCGAAAAUGCAGUGUCCUUAUGCAGAUAAAUGCUUCCGAUUAAAUCCUAUACACUUUAAGGAGUAUAGCCAUGAACACUUGGAAUCCAUCCUGGAUUCGUACACGGGUUCCGGAGACUUCCCAAUCCCGUCCAAGCUGCAGAGCCAGAAGCAGAUGUAUGUGGAUCAGCUGAAGAUGUUGCUACACCAGCAGUUGUACACUCCCGGCAAGAACUUUGGCACAGAACCUAGUUCUGGUGCAUCAACAUCAACAACGUCAGAAGAUGUAAAACCUCAGAAGAGACCAGAAGAGAGAAAUGUGACCCUCAAACCAGUGUCCGAUCAAAAGCAGCGAGAGAAUAGCAAAUCUCCUCAUGAUAGAGGGGGAAGUAGUACUUCUAGAAGUAGAAGUGGGGAGAAUAAGGAGUCUUCUAGUGGGAGAAGUCAGAAGGACAGUGACUACCGUCCCAUAGUAAAUCCAACUAGAAGACCAGAAGACUUUCUCUCCGUGGUGCUGCCAAAAGGCAAGAUGGCCGCCAAGCAUGCAGCGAGCGCUCCCUACUACAUAUUCUAUACCACCAUCAAAGACGCCAAGGAAACGCAUACACAACCGUACUCUAUCACUUUUCAAGAAAUCCUAGACCGCAGUUUGGGUGAGCUGAAAUGUUCUUUACAAAUCAACUUCAUGGUGGAAAUAGGAUGGCUGUUGGCACAAUAUUACUUCGCUGGCUACAGUGAAAAGAAGCUAACUAUACUCUACGGAGACGACUGCUCAGAUUUGAAGAAUAUUAAAGCGAAAAAACCUCAUGUAGAUGCCCACUACGUAACUAUGGCAACGCCUUUUGGAAAACAUCAUACUAAAAUGAUGAUACUGUGCUAUGAAGAUGGAUCUCUCAGAGUGGUGAUAUCUACAGCUAACUUGUAUCUCGAUGACUGGGAAAAUAGGACGCAGGGGCUAUGGUUCAGUCCGUCCUGCCCGGAGUUGCCUCCCGAAGCGAUGCCACAUGACGGCGAGUCUCCGACGUUCUUCAAGAAGUGCUUGCUAAGAUACCUCAAUCAUUACCAUCUGCCCAACUUGGCGUAUUAUGUCGACAGGGUCAAGAGAUGCGAUUUUAGUCAUAUUAAUGUAUUCCUAGUAGCAUCAGUCCCAGGGUCCCACUUCGACCAGGACUGGGGCAUGACUCGAGUCGGCUCGCUGCUGCGGCAACAUUGCGCUGUCCCGCCCAGCGAGAACGCUCAGUGGCCUCUUAUAGCUCAGGCUAGCAGUAUAGGCAGUUUCGGGAAAGAGCCUAAGCUAUGGCUGACGGGCGAUUUUCUACAUAACUUCACUAAGAUUAAAAAUCAGUCACAACUGUUGUCCACUCCGCCGCCAUUGAAGAUAAUUUACCCAUCUCUAGAAAACGUGCGACAAUCACACGACAAUCUUUUAGGCGGUGGCUGUUUGCCGUACGCCGCCGACUGUCACGCUAAACAACCGUGGCUCAACAAUUAUUUAUAUCAGUGGGUAGGUGGUGUGAGCGGUCGCAGCCGUGCCAUGCCACACAUAAAGUCGUACUCGCGCGUCUGUAGCGACAGCGCUGCUUUCUACCUGCUCACGUCCGCCAACGUCAGCAAGGCCGCUUGGGGACAGCUCAAUAAAGGCAACGGAGCUCUGAGGAUCAUGAGCUAUGAAGCUGGUGUGCUGUUCUUGCCUCAGUUUGUGAUAAAAGAAGAUUUUUUCCCACUAAAGCGAGGUGCCAAGAACCGUCUGAUAAUUCCUUACGACUUACCUCCUAUCAAGUAUACUCCUGAUAUGUCAGCCUGGGUGUCAGACUAUCUUAGAUAGACAUAUUAUUGAAUAGGUUUCACUAUUCUCCUUUGAGUUGGUUUAACUAAAGAUAAUCGAUCUUGAUAGGACUUUUUACACUAAUUAUAUCCAAAAUCAAAAUAAAAAAUCAUUUAUUCAAACUUAGCUGCAAGACAGCACUUUUUGAACGUCAGGAAUUUACAUAAGACAGCCCCCAAAACGCCCACCCUUCACCACUUCCUAUGAGUUAUUGCUGGGAAGAAGAAGUGGCGCAAUAAACUCCCCAGCAACACAUGUCUGUCUGUAGGUUGAAGAACCUUAAACAUUGUUUGAUAUAAAAAUUUGUAUACAUCCUCCUAGCCGAUUAUCAGCUACGGUGAUUGUUCUCAUGUAAAGAGAUCAGCCAACUGUGCAGGACAUAUUAUAGUGCACGAGCAUUUGCUUGGACUGCGGUGCACUCACUAUUCCUUCACUCUCAUAGCGCGAUGGGACGACAAUCCGACACCACCGGAGAGAGAUCACAAGCAGGACCGACAUUCACGUGCUCUCCGAUGCACGAUUUCGGCUCGACUCGGGAAUCGAACCCGAGACCUCGUGCUCAACAGCCGCGCUUGUGACAGCUAGACCAACGAGGCAGUUAUUUUUAUUUAUACUGAGUUCUUAAAUAAAAAGUCAUGUCAACAUAGUUUAUCUUUAGUUUUGAUCCUGCUCAAUCAGAGUAUAGGUGGAGAUUAUGGUCACCCAUCAUAUGGCUGACCGCGGCAAGCUAAGCUUAAUGUUUGUGAUUCCAUUGUUUAAAUAAGAUGUUAAAUGGUGAUAUUUUUUGUAAUAAAUCAUUUGUUUUUUGUA
Messenger RNA from Helicoverpa armigera (cotton bollworm), 2790 nucleotides. RefSeq names its product glaikit (gene gkt). The record is from RefSeq and is a predicted model, not a curated record. Gene Ontology annotation, molecular function: single-stranded DNA binding; 3'-tyrosyl-DNA phosphodiesterase activity; double-stranded DNA binding. Gene Ontology annotation, biological process: DNA repair. The transcript has 14 exons. Bases 121 to 1980 code for a protein of 619 amino acids. Gene Ontology annotation, cellular component: nucleus. NCBI's taxonomy places the organism in Eukaryota, Metazoa, Arthropoda, Insecta, Lepidoptera, Noctuidae.